Messenger RNA from Heteronotia binoei (common prickly gecko), 2254 nucleotides. It is a transcript of the gene GINS2, whose product is annotated as GINS complex subunit 2. The transcript has 5 exons. Gene Ontology annotation, biological process: double-strand break repair via break-induced replication; DNA replication. Bases 417 to 974 code for a protein of 185 amino acids. Lineage: Eukaryota; Metazoa; Chordata; Lepidosauria; Squamata; Gekkonidae. The record is from RefSeq and is a predicted model, not a curated record. Gene Ontology annotation, cellular component: nucleus; GINS complex.
GGGGCUUGUGGGCGUGGUAUGUUUUAUCUCCCAACCAAUGGUAGCCGCACAGGAGGGGACCCACGAGGGAGCGGGGGGACGCGUGCGAGACUCCGGAAAGCGACUGAAUCCCGUGGGCAGAGCUUGUUUUCUUUUUCGACCAAUGAGAGAGAGAGUUACCUCAGGAAGGGGCGGGGAGCGUCAGUCAAAGCGCGCGCGGGGGGGGGGGGGAAGCCGGGAAAACUGAAAACCCCCGCGUUUGUGGGCGGGUCUUGUUUCGACUUCCAACCAAUGGCAGCCGCCGUUACCUCAGGAUUGGACUUGAGCGAAAGAGCGCGGGCUGGCGGGAAAAUUUCUGAGGUGAAAACGGCGGCCUUCUUUUCACCCCUCGGCGGAGGCGACGGAAAGAAUCAAGGCCUCUGCGCGCGCGGCCGGCGAUGGAUCCUGCCGAAGUCGAGUUCUUGGCCGAGCAGGAGCUGGUCACCAUCAUCCCCAACUUCAGCCUGGACCGCAUUUACCUCAUCGGGGGUGACUUGGGUCCUUUUAAUCCUGGAUUGCCUGUGCAAGUUCCUAUGUGGCUGGCGAUCAACCUAAAGCAGAGACAGAAGUGUCGACUGAUAGCUCCAGAAUGGAUGGAUGUUGAAAAGCUGGAACAAAUCCGGGACCAGGAACGCAAAGAAGACACUUUCACCCCCAUGCCAAGUCCUUACUACAUGGAAUUAACCAAGCUACUGCUAAACUAUGCUGUAGACAAUAUUCCAAAAGCUGAUGAAAUCCGAACAUUGGUUAAGGAUACCUGGGACACUCGAAUAGCAAAGCUCCGGUUGUCUGCAGAUAGCUUUGUCAGGCAGCAGGAAGCCCAUGCCAGGCUGGAUAAUCUGACUCUGAUGGAGAUCAACACCACUGGGGCUUUCCUUACACAAGCUUUAGAUCACAUGUACAAGCUACGUACAAAUCUCCAGCCUGGAGAGAGUGCCCAGUCCCAGGACUUCUGACAGCUGAAAUCCUCAGUAAAAUGGAAGCCAGGCAUUUGGGCACUUUCCUGAACCUUAAAGAAACCACUUCUUUAAAGUAACGCUUGAAAAGGUGUUUUGAAACCAGGAAUAGAAUGUUAGAGAAGCUUUCCCUGCAAUUCCAUCCUUGGUGGUCUCGACUUGGGAAGUACAAAGCUGUAGCUUUAUGGCUGGAUCCAGUCUGCCAGUGGUAUGGAGGUUGUGUUCUCAGCAUUUGUGAUGCGUAUCCCCUUGCUGCAACAAAAUCCUUGACAAAACAGCUGGUGUCACCUGAAAGUAUGCUUGGCUCCCAUUUGGCUGUCCUUCCAAGAUGAAUUGGCUGCAACUCUCUACUGCAGUCAUGCUUCCUCAUUGCUUUGUUUUACUGUUGGUCUAAAAGCAGAUGAAGAAAGCAAAUCGGUUCCCUAUUCAAAGGAUCCAGUGCCUCAGUGGGUCCUUAUAUUCUGAAGCAUCUGGGAGAGAUGACAGAAUGAGACUAUUUUAAACACCUGGCUGCACAGCUCCCCGGAAGGCCUGCCUGAGGAAUGAUAUGUAACUGCUAACCCAUCUCUCCAGGAGGGCAUAGUGCUUCCACUGUGAUACCACUUGCUGGAGUCUUGUCAGCUGUCCUUGGAGAUAAAGGACUUUCUGUGGUUUCCUUGACAGCAGCUGGUGAAGUGCACAGCUGUAUGUGGGAUGAGUGAAAAUAUGCCUGUAUUCUGUGGGAAAUGGAGCCACAAAGACGAGGCACAUCACUUUGUCUUGCGUUCUGCUUUCAGCUCUGUUCUGGGAACUGUACUUCUGAUGCACUGAAACCAGCUACUUGCCACAGCUAGAAUCUGUUCAUAUUAAUCACAUAAGUAUACAGUGGCUGAUGGUACUCAGGCUAUGAAUCAUAUAGUAAAUACUGCUACCUGUGUGGCAUACAUAUUCCAUAAAAGAAAAUGAAAAAGAAAGCAGGGCAUCUUUUAAAUGCCACUACAGAGAGAGACACUUAGGCUAUGACAUCCUGACCUCUGCUGGCUGUCCUGGGGAAUAUUUAUGAUUAAAAACAAAUCUCAAAACAGAAUUAACUUGUUCUUCAAGGUGCUGUGGGCUCUGGCUCAUAAACACAUUUUAAUAAAUUUUGUUAGCCUCUGAGGUGCCCCUGAAUCCCUCUUUAAAAUAUUAUAGUGUGUACCUGUAAUAACCUUUGUUUAUCAAGAAUUGCUUGAGUGUUUGGAGAGCUUCAGUGUAAUUUCAGUUCAUUUUCUUUUUUUAACCUUUUAAAACAUUUUUCCUGA